AUGGAGAAUUUCGAUUUUUUCGCCGAUUUUUCGAUAAAUGAAGAUGAACCAGCCACAAGUUCUAGACAUGUGAGUUUUUUGUGUGAAAAAAGUGGCAAAAAUAAUUUUUCCAGGGAAAAUGCAAAACCUUUGAAGAUUGGCCCAAAUUACCAUAUAAAAUCAAGAAAAUUAUAAUUUCCAACCUGGGAUUCAAAUGCAGAUUAAAUCUUUCACUUUGCUCGAAAUCCGAUUUUGAAAAUGUGAAAAAUUCGAAAAUGAAGAUUAGCGAGAUCAGAAUCGUUGAGCAAAACUUGAUAUUUUAUGAGAUUUGUAAAGAAGAAGAGAAAAAAUGUUCGACUGUUGAGAUUUAUUUUGAUAUUGAGAAAGGAGAACGAUUUGAGAUGAAUUUUGUAGAAGAAAAUGAGAAAUGUGUUUUAAUUUCGUGAGUUUUAGGGGUUUAUUAUGGAAAAAGGAAAAAUCCAGACAAAACAAUUUUUAAUGCUCGUAUUACUUUCCAUUUCAUGAUUUCGGAGUUUUUAAAAGGUUUCUUAACUCAUCCAAAACAAGAGUUCAUUUAAAAAGAAUACUCUUUCUUCAAUUUUCUUCCCGAAAAUUGAUUUUUUUUUGCAGAAUAUAUGAUAAAAGUUAUAAAAGGAAGAGGAAAUUUAGUCAAAUAUGUGAAAAUAAUUAUAAAAUUGAGGCUAUGAAAUUAGUGGAAUUCUGUUUGGCAAAAUGUGAUUAUCGAUUGAAAAGAUUAACUAUUGAAAUGGUAAUUUUUAAUAUUAUCAAACUUUUCUACAUUUUUCCCUCAAAAUGUUUUUAUUCAGGAACAAAAUUGUUUCGUUUUGUCUCCGAUUCCUCAACUGCAAAAUCUACGAAAUCUCCGAGUUGUCACCGAAAAUCAAGAAUUAUUACUGUGGUGGAUUCGGAAAGUGGGACCACCAAAACUGAAAACUCUUCAAAUUUGCACAAAACAAGAAUUACCCACAGCGUUUCUGAAUGAAAUAUCAACGCAAUUAAAUUCUUGCGAUAAGUUGUAUUUCUGGGCGACGCCUUUAUUCAAUCAACAACAAUUUUUGAAUUUGAAUGCGAAAGUUAUCAAUUUGGAUGUUGGUUUGAGUUUGACUGAUGAAACUAUUAAUAUUUUGUUGCAAAAAUGGGCGAAUGGCGAAAUUCGAAAAGAUUUUGUACAAUUUCUUGGAUGGUUCAAGAGAGAUUCUUAUGAUAAGGAUAUUAUUUUGAAGAAUUUGAAAGUUAAAAAAUGGGAUGAACAGUUUUAUGAUGAAUCGUAAGUUGUUUAAAAAUUAGGUUAACUUACCUGAUAAAAAAUAUUUUUUUUCAGACAAGGUUUCUGUUUCGAUUUUGAACGAUAUGCUGGAAAAGGUGAUUGUUAUGAAGUUGAAAAUAAUCAUUGGAAGGAUAUCAGUGCAACGCUUCUAUUGUCUUCAGAUCGGAUAACUUUUCUAGUCACCGGGCGACUUUUUCAUGGUAGGAUGUCACAUUUUGUUCCAGUUGCAUAA
Molecule: messenger RNA, 1499 nt
Organism: Caenorhabditis angaria
Lineage: Eukaryota; Metazoa; Nematoda; Chromadorea; Rhabditida; Rhabditidae
Source: the annotation of a GenBank genome assembly